Messenger RNA from Andrographis paniculata, 862 nucleotides. RefSeq names its product auxin-responsive protein SAUR36-like. Lineage: Eukaryota; Viridiplantae; Streptophyta; Magnoliopsida; Lamiales; Acanthaceae. Gene Ontology annotation, biological process: response to auxin. The coding region runs from base 359 to 862 and encodes 167 amino acids. The record is from RefSeq and is a predicted model, not a curated record. The transcript has a single exon.
CUUCUCUAUCCAUUUUCUUCCAUUUGUAUUUCAUCAAAGCUUUUUCCUUUUUAGUGUAGUUUUUUUUUUUCUCGGCAUAUCGGUUUCUCAUUUUCCUCCAGUUUCCGCCGCGGCGCCGCCGCCCACCGGGGAAUGAGACCUCCGUUGAGAAAAUCCGGCGAAACAAACUAUGUCGAAUCUUCCGGCUGAGCUUUCCGAUGUCUGCCUCACCUUCUUCCGCCUGGCCAUGGCCGUCGCCGAUCCAUGGCCGUUUCCUUAAAACCAUCCACGUUUUUCCUUAACCGAAAAACACGACUUUAGCUUUUUUUUUUACCUUUUGACGCUUUUAAAGUGAAGAAGAAGAAGAAAGGCAAUAAUCAUGGGAAGAGAAUUGAGAUUGAAAAUCAAACUCCGCGUCGACACACUUUUCCGGCGAGCGUUCAGCCGGAAAGUCUCGCCGGCGGAGAUCUACGGCGGGAUAGAUCUCGCCGCGACUGCUCCGGCGAAAAAGCCAUGCUCGAGACUGGUCAAGUGGACACGUGCCAUUAAGACGAAGGCGAAGAGGAUCCUAUUCGGUGGCGAUUCGGGUUCGGGUCUGGGUCUGAAUCCGAUUCCGAGAGGUUACGUGGCGGUGUGGGUGGGGCAAACCGCCGGCGAGCGGGUGCGGGUUCUGGUGCCGGUGGUGCACUUGAACCAUCCGUGGUUUGGAGAUCUGUUGAAGAAGUCGGAGAUGGAAUUUGGAUUUGAGCACGACGGCGGGAUCAUCUUUCCCUGCCGGCUGUCGGAAUUUGAGCGAUUGCAGCACCGGAUUGCGGCGGCGAUACAGUGCCGGCGACGGAAGCUGCUGCCGUGGAAGAGAAAUACGAGUUUUAGGAGUUGUUGA